Molecule: messenger RNA, 492 nt
Organism: Vigna unguiculata (cowpea)
Lineage: Eukaryota; Viridiplantae; Streptophyta; Magnoliopsida; Fabales; Fabaceae
Source: RefSeq, a predicted model, not a curated record
AUGAUUGUGUCUGAAAAAUUUUGUUGCCAACAUAUGUAUGGUUUGAUAUCAGUUACCCCACUUUGGCGUAAUGGACCAGAAGACAAACCAGUGUUGUGCAAUGCAUGCGGAUCUAGAUAUAAGAAACGAGGAAGCCUUGGUCUUGAGGACUAUCUGCCCAAGAAUUUUCAACCUGAGUUUUUUGAUAAAUAUAAAGAUCAAAAGGCUGAGAAGAGUGAACGUCUAUGGAGUACUAAGAUUCCUACAAAGAAACGUUCAGAAGUGGUGUACAAGGAGAUAACACCAUUGGAGAGAUUCCAUAUACGACUACUUAAGAUGUCAAAAAAUCACAGGAACCCAAACGAGACAUCCUCGGAAGAAGUACUGUUGUUGAAUAACGCAAAUAACUUCAUACCUAGUACUGAAAUAGGCAUAGGAUGUGUUAUUCUUAAAUAAAAUUGUCUGGGUGUUCAAAUUGUGCCUUCAGACUCUGUUGUUUUUUGAUAUUGAACU